Messenger RNA from Triticum dicoccoides, 3839 nucleotides. RefSeq names its product receptor-like protein 3. Bases 1 to 3465 code for a protein of 1154 amino acids. The record is from RefSeq and is a predicted model, not a curated record. NCBI's taxonomy places the organism in Eukaryota, Viridiplantae, Streptophyta, Magnoliopsida, Poales, Poaceae. Gene Ontology annotation, molecular function: protein binding. The transcript has 2 exons.
AUGCCUUCCUUCACCGUUCCUCCAGUUGUGCUGUUCGUGGUGCUGCACAUCUUGGCCUCUCCCGCCACCGCAUGCACCGAGCAGGAGAAGCAUAAUCUGCUCCGGUUCCUAGCCGGGCUAUCGCGAGAUGGUGGCCUCGCCACGUCAUGGCGCGACAACAGCACGAACUGCUGCAAGUGGGAAGGCGUCGUCUGCAAUGAAGAUGAGGCCGUUACUGAGGUAUCCCUGGGAUCUAAAGGACUUGAAGGGUGCAUCUCGCCAUCCCUGGCCAACCUCACCAGCCUGCUACAUGUCAAUCUCUCGUACAACCCCUUCUCUGGUGGCCUUUUGCCAGAGCUCAUGUCCUCCGGAAGCAUCAUCAUCCUUGACGUCAGCUUCAACCAGCUCAACGGACCGCUGCCCGACCUGCCGUACUUGGUUACCACCAACCGGCCUCUGCAGGUACUCAACAUCUCAAGCAACCAGUUCAGCUCAAAAUUUCCAUCAGCCACAUGGAAGGUGAUGAAAAAUCUGAUUGCACUCAACGCCAGCAAUAACAGCUUCACCGGGAACAUACCGUCUUCUCUCUGCCUUGGCUCGCCAUAUUUGGUAUUGCUUGACCUCUGUUAUAACCAAUUGAGUGGCAAUAUUCCCACUGCACUAGGUGAUUGCUCCAAGCUCAAAGUGCUCAAGGUGGGCCAUAACAACCUCAGUGGGACUCUCCCUGUUGAAAUCUUCCACGCUGCCUCGCUAGAGUACCUCUCCUUCCCCAACAAUGGUUUACAAGGAGAACUUGAUGGAGCACACAUAGUCAGACGCAGUAAUAUUCGUACUCUUGACCUUGGAGGGAACCACAUCAGUGGCAAAAUUCCAGAGUCCAUAGGUCAGCUCACAAGGCUGGAGGAGCUCCAUUUGGGUAACAAUAACAUGUCUGGGGAGCUGCCAUCAACUCUGAGCAACUGCAAAAAUCUCAAAACCAUUGAUCUGAAGCUCAAUGACUUCAGUGGAGACCUAGGCAAGGUAAACUUCGCCACCCUACAGAAUCUAAAAAGUUUAGAUCUCAUUAAGAAUAAUCUCAAUGGGAUAGUUCCAGAAAGCAUUUACUCAUGCAGCAAUUUGACUGCUCUGCGGUUGUCGGGCAACCAUUUCCAUGGUGAGAUCUCACUGAGAAUAGGCAAUCUGAAGCACUUGUCCUUCCUGUCACUUGUUAGAAACUCUUUCACGAACAUCACAAAAACUUUGCAUGCCCUUGAGAGCUGUAGGAACAUCAGCAUCCUGCUUAUUGGCAGAAACUUCAUGAAUGAGGCCAUGCCACAAGAUGAAAUCAUUGACGGUUUUCAGAAUCUUCAGUUUCUCUCCAUGUGCCAGUGUUCCUUGACUGGAAGGAUACCUGCUUGGUUGUCAAAGCUCACAAGUCUGAAGAUUGCAUGCACCGAACAGGAGAAGCGCAACCUCCUCCAGUUCCUUGCCGGACUGUCGCGUGAUGGUGGCAUCGCCACGUCCUGGCACAACAGCGGCACAGACUGCUGCGAGUGGGAAGGCAUCUCCUGCAAUGGAGAUGGGGCCGUCACUGGGGUCUCCCUGGAGUCCAAAGGACUUGAAGGGCCCAUCUCACCGUUCCUCGCCAACCUCACCAGCCUGCUGCGUGUUAACCUCUCGCACAACUCAUUCUCCGGUGGUCUACCAGCGGAGCUCGUGUUCUCUGGAAGCAUCAUCGUCCUCGAUGUCAGCUUCAGUCGGCUCAACGGACCGCUGCCUGAGUUUCCGUCCUUGGUUACCACCAACCGGCCUCUGCAGGUACUCAACAUCUCAAGCAACCAGUUCAGCUCGCAAUUUCCAUCAGCCACAUGGAAGGUGAUGAACAGUCUGAUCGCGCUCAACGCCAGCAAUAACAGCUUCACUGGGAACAUACCACCUUCUCUCUGCCUUGGGUCGCCAUAUUUAGCUUUGCUUGACCUCUGUUACAACCAAUUGAGUGGUGACAUACCAAACACGUUGGGUAAUUGUUCCAAGCUCAAAGUGCUCAAGGCUGGCAACAACAACCUAAGUGGGAUUCUCCCUGUUGAUACCUUCUGCGCUACCUCGCUGGAGUACCUCUCCUUCCCCAACAAUGGUUUACAAGGAGAACUUGAUGGAGCACAUAUAGUCAAACUCAGUAAUCUAGCUACUCUUGACCUUGAAGGGAAUCACUUCAGUGGCAAGAUUCCACAGUCGAUAGGUCUGCUCAAGAGGCUGGAGGAGCUGCAUUUUGGUAGCAAUGACAUGUCUGGGGAGUUGCCAUCAACACUGGGCAACUGUACAAAUCUCAAAAUCAUUGAUCUGAAGUUCAACAACUUCAGUGGAGAUCUGGGGAAGGUAAACUUCGCUGCCCUACAGAAUCUAAAAAGUUUAGAUCUCCUGAGGAACAAUCUCAGUGGUAUAAUUCCAGAAAGCAUUUACUCAUGCAGCAAUUUGACAGCACUGCGGCUGUCAGAGAACCAUUUCCGUGGUGAAAUCUCAUCAAGAAUUGGCAAUCUGAAGCACCUGUCCUUCCUAUCAAUUAGUAGAAACUCCUUUACAAAUAUCACAAAAGUUUUGCAUGCCCUUAAGAGCUGCAGGAAUAUCAGCGCCUUGGUUAUUGGCACAAACUUCAUGAAUGAGGCCAUGCCACAAGAUGAAACCAUUGAUGGUUUUCAGAAUCUUCAACUUCUUACCAUGGACUGGUGUUCGUUGACUGGAAGGGUACCUAUUUGGUUAUCAAAGCUCACAAAUCUGAAGAUACUACAAUUACAAAGUAAUCGACUCACUGGAACGAUGCCAAGCUGGAUCAACUCACUAAAUUACCUCUUCAGUCUGGAUGUAUCAAACAACAGCCUUACUGGGACAAUCCCAAUCACCUUGAUGGAGAUGCCAAUGCUAAAAUCAGACAAUGCUGCCAUAUAUUUGGACCCAAACCUCGUUGAUCUACCAAUUUUUUAUGUGUACCCAUCAUUUCAGUACCGCAUGGGCAGUGAUUGGCCAAAAGUGCUGAAACUCGGUAAGAAUAAACUCACCGGUACAAUCCCCCAAGAGAUUGGUCAUCUGAAAGCACUCCUUUGCCUGGACUUGAGUUUCAACAACUUUUAUGGAGAGAUACCACAAUCAGUCUGCAACCUGACGAACCUGCAGAUCCUAGAUUUGUCUAAUAACCAUCUGACUGGUGAAAUUCCUGCGGCAUUUGAGACCCUUCACUUCCUUUCUGAGUUCAACAUGUCUAACAACGACCUAGGAGGACCUAUUCCAACAACAGGCCAGCUGAGCACGUUUCCAACUUCUAGUUUUGACGGGAACCCGAAGCUGUGCGGCUCUCUGCUUAUUAGGGAUUGCAGUUCGGCUGAAGAAGCUCCCAUGUACAUCAUCUCUGCAAGAGAAUACAGCAUGAAGGUCAUCUUUGCGAUAUCGUUUGGUCUUUUCUUUGGGGUAGGGGUGCUAUAUGACCAGUUAAUAUUAUUCAGAUAUUUUGGGUAAGCCCAGUUCAACUGCAAUAUGGUCUAGUAUGCAAAAGAUAGAGGUGAACAUGCCUUAGUUGUUCACAUCUUUGUAUCCACCUCAACCGCGUCGUACUAAUAUAUUAGUAGAAUCUUUUAAAGUUGUAUGUUGUUUGCUUGCUGAUGAAUAAUAAUUGAUGAUAACCCCCCCAGUUCGUGUGCCUUUGAUCAUAAGCCCCCCUUUGUGUCACUGACAUGUGAGGUCCGCCGAUGGCUGCAUAUAUAACAAAUUGGUCCUCCAAAAAACAACUACUGACAAAGUUGGCAUGAUCAAAUAUCAAGUUUAAGCAAGAACGCUGAUGAAAUUCCUCUAACCCAAGUUUUACAAAUACAAAAAAAAGGGAUAAAUAUUGG